UUAUCUCGCUCACCAUUUUGUUUGCAACGUGAAAAACUAGGAGAAAAACGCUGCCACUCAGUUUAUCUAAUUCAAAAACGGUGUAAAGUAACUACAGACGCUUAAAAACUCCGCAAAUACAGUGUUUAUCGGCCAAGAAGAUGGACAACAUAGAGCGACUGUACAAAUGCUACGAGAUUCUGUCCGAGGCGGGCGAAAAAAUAUCCGAACAUGUGGAUGAAUAUACGGAGAUACUUAAGGCCGUGAAAGGCACGUCGAAGGAGAAGCGCCUGGCAUCGCAGUUCAUUGGAAACUUCUUCAAACACUUUCCAGAUCUGGCCGACACAGCCAUCGACGCGCAGUUUGACUUGUGCGAGGAUGACGACACACAGAUCCGCCGCCAGGCCAUCAAAGAUCUGCCGAAACUGUGUCAGGGAAACGCAGAUGCCACCAUCCGAGUGGGAGAUACUCUGGCCCAGCUGUUAAUCCUGGACGAUCCCACGGAACUGCAGCAGGUCAAUAACUCUCUCCUGGCCAUCAUAAAACUGGACACCAAGAGCUCCAUCACCGGAUUGUUUCAACAAAUCGCCACCGGGGAUGAAACGACAAGGGAGCGCUGCCUCAAGUUCAUUGCCACCAAGCUGCUGACCAUGGGCCCCACAGUUAUUACCAAGGAAAUCGAGGACUUCAUCGUAGAGGAGAUCAAAAAGGCUCUGCAGGAUGUUACCGCAGAUGAGUUCCAUCUGUGCAUGACAAUUCUGGGAGCCACAAAACUGGGAAACACUAUUACAGGACACGCUGAGCUCGUCAAGCUGGCCACGGAGCAGGCGGAGCUUAAUAACACAGACACGGAUAUCAUUGCUGUAGACGAUGAGGUGGUGGAGCGAUUUAUUCAGUGUGCCACGGCUGCGGCGCCUUACUUUUCGAAAACCAUAAAAUCCACGGCCUUUGUAGCUCACGUUUGCGAUAAACUGUUGCCCAUCAAGACCUGGAACAUGAUCGCCACCGCAGUGUCGCAAGAUCAAAUUCAACUUAGAUUACUAAAGGUAUUCGCCGAGAUGAUAACCAACACAGACAAGCUGGACAAUGCCAGCGAACGCAUAAAUGCAGUCUAUCAUGUAUUACUGGAAUACAUGCCUUUGCCGAAGCUGAGCGACGAGGAUCUGGGAGAUACCCCGCCCUCGUUUCAGUUCUCGCACGCCGAGUGCUUACUGUACGCAUUGCACACACUGGGAAAGAAUCAUCCAAAUAGUUUAAGUUUCGUCGAGGAUGCGGAAAAGCUAAAAGACUUUCGAGCUAGAUUGCAAUAUUUAGCAAGGGGAACACAGGGUUAUAUUAAGAAGCUGGAGGAGGCGCUCAAGGGCAAGACCGGAGAGGAGCUUAAAACGGAGGAGAAUCAACUGAAGCAAACGGCACUAAAGACGACAUCAAACAUCAACGUAUUGAUCCGGGAUCUAUUUCAUUCGCCGCCCAUAUUCAAGCAUGAUAUUGUGCUCUCCUGGAUUGUACCAAAAAAUAACAAGCUUGGAAAGCGACAUGCACCCAUCACUUUUGGGGAAAAAGCCGCUGCAAACGGGAAGGAAAAGGAUCAGGAGCCGGAGAAAAAGGCGCGAGCAUCCAAUGAUCAGAAGUUCUACUCGCCGCCAUCCGGAAAAUACUCAAACAAGGUGAACCAGAACUACGGAAACAACAAUCGCACGAGACAACGCGGUGGUGGUGGUGGCGGAGGCAAUGGCGGCGGUGGAGGCUACAGAAACAGGCGAUUCAACAAAUACUAAGUAAAGAAUAUAGAAGCAGAAAAGCAGCAAAGAACUCUUCACUUGAAUGGUUUGUCCCUAGUCCGUAGACAUACAAAAAAUUACCAGAUAUUGGAUUCGUGCAGAAUAAACAAAACUGAAACGAUGCUGCAACCAAGCAAUUGAGCAUUUUAAAGGAAAUAAAAGAAUAUACUUUGCCCAGAAAAUGGUGAGUAUUGCAUGCAAUUUUCAAUUAACUUUCUCCCUUUUGUCUCCUUUCAGCGAAACUUAUUCUUACGAAAAGUAAAUACUGCAUUUUUACAUCCAUUUUUCUCACACACUCACGCAUUGCUUUGAUUUUUUUCGUGAAAAAUUGUUUUUGCUAAAAUAAGUGUGAAAUUUUCCAAAUCACCCCACGCCUUUUUUUUCAUGCAUUUCCCAAAAAAGGCGCUGGCAUUGUUUUGAAUUUAUAUCACACUCCGGUUUCUACUUUCAAUUCUGUCAAACGCAUAAAUAUAAGAUUAUAAAGAUAACCAGUUAUUCAACAUCGCAAUAUCUAUAUAUAAAACAUAGUUUCAAGUCGGCGGAAAAACGAGUUGACCGAUUUGAAGAAAAUGAUUUUCAAUCGACAUAUUGUUCUGAGAAUCGACAUUUGUUUUAAACCUAUUAGUUUUUAUUUAACAUGUAAUCAAAUUAACAAUUGUACCACUUAGAGAUGCAACUCAGCAAGAAGCCACAUAGAAAGCAUACAUUUCUUGAAUUCAAUAAAAGCAACAUUAAAUUACAUGCA
Molecule: messenger RNA, 2505 nt
Organism: Drosophila yakuba
Lineage: Eukaryota; Metazoa; Arthropoda; Insecta; Diptera; Drosophilidae
Gene: cass
Product: apoptosis inhibitor 5 homolog
Exons: 7
Coding region: 141-1757 (538 amino acids)
Biological process (GO): negative regulation of apoptotic process
Cellular component (GO): nucleus
Molecular function (GO): RNA binding
Source: RefSeq, a predicted model, not a curated record